AUGGCCACAUUUAUCCCUUUCUUGAACUUGCCAAGGCUCUCAACAAGUAACUUCACCAUCUAUCUAUGUUCGACUCGUGUCAAUCUUGAUUCGAUCACGCUUAGCAUCGGAAAACCCUCACCUUACGAUGAUGUUAUCAAGCUAGUCGAACUCCAAAUCCCACCAUCCCCCGAACUUCCUCCCGAGAUGCUCACGACCAAGAAUUUGCCGCCCCACCUUCUACCAAUCCUAAUAAAGGCCUUCCAAACAUCAAAGUCCAGCUUCUUAGACAUCAUGAACUCAGUAAAACCCGAUUUGCUUAUAUACGAUUCGUUCCAACCGUGGGCCCCAAAACUUGCCUCGUCCAUACGAAAAAUACCUUCCGUUCAUUUCUCGACUGUUUGUACAACUCCGGUUUCAUUUUACCACCAUACUUUCUCAAAGGGGACUAACUCUCCUUACCCUUACGAGGCGAUAUAUCUACACGACAAUGAGUGGAUAAAUCUUACUGACUUGAAAAGCAUACAAGGUUCUUAUGAAGCUGAUGAUGACGAGUUUAUGUUUGGGAACUUCACAUUGUCUACCGAUAUUGUAUUGAUGAAUGGCUCUAGAGUGGUCGAGGAGAAGCAUAGGGAUUACCUUUCUGUUCUGUCCGGAAAACGAAUAAUGUUCACCGGCCCACUUAUCCCGAACCCGGACGAAGAGCAAAGCUCGGAGAUUGUGGAGUGGCUAAAUACGCAAAACAAAGGUUCUACCGUAUACAUCUCGUUCGGCAGUGAGUGCUUCCUUUCGGAUGAGCAGAUUUGA
Striga hermonthica is the source of this 786-nucleotide messenger RNA. The record is from the annotation of a GenBank genome assembly. Lineage: Eukaryota; Viridiplantae; Streptophyta; Magnoliopsida; Lamiales; Orobanchaceae.